Messenger RNA from Megalobrama amblycephala (Wuchang bream), 3237 nucleotides. RefSeq names its product interferon-induced protein with tetratricopeptide repeats 5-like. The coding region runs from base 772 to 2226 and encodes 484 amino acids. Gene Ontology annotation, biological process: defense response to virus. The record is from RefSeq and is a predicted model, not a curated record. The transcript is spliced from 2 exons. Gene Ontology annotation, molecular function: protein binding. Gene Ontology annotation, cellular component: cytosol. NCBI's taxonomy places the organism in Eukaryota, Metazoa, Chordata, Actinopteri, Cypriniformes, Xenocyprididae.
UUUUUUUGCUUGUACAUAUAUUUAUCACACACAAAAAAAGAAGAAAAAAGAAUAUAAAGCUAUUAACAUUAACUUAUUUAUUUACAUUUAUCCAUUUAUCAGAUGCUUUUAUCCAAAGCAUCAAAUGAGGCACACAAUUUGCAGUAAUGUCAUGUAUAAGCUAGAAUAUUACAAAAAAGCAGAAAUAAAAUGUAAAAAAGUAAUAAAUAAAUAAAACAUUCUUAUAUAAUAUAUAAAUAAAUACACACACACACAUAUACAUAUAUAUAUAUAUAUAUAUAUAUAUAUAUAUACAUGAAGUGCUUUUGUUUAUGGUAUGGUUUAGUGAAGCUAUAGAGUUAAAAUAUUUGUAUUUAAGGAUCAUGAAAUUUCUUUGGUAUUAGUACUAAUACUGAUUUUUAGUAGCAUGAUCAAACUGAUGGGAAUGAAUGGAUUAAAUAAAGAUGGAUUAAAUAAAGAGAAUCAACCCCAGUUCAUCAAAAUGAACUUAAAGUGAUUUAGGUUCACAUGCUUUUCUGUGAGGCUAAACAGAUAUCAGAAAGUAACAGAUAAAAGAUGACACCAGACACCAGAUGGCUGGAAAUAGACCAUCCUUUAUUUGACUAGCAAAUAUCACAGAACAAUUGAGGCAGCCUUUAGCUCUCUCUUUCCAUCUUUCUUCAGCCAAGGUUUCAGUUUCCAUUCUGAGUUUGACCCUCCCAUUUCUAGGAGAGGACAAUAAAGCCUGCUGCACCUUCCGCAUGAGACUUCUGAAACAUUUAUCGUACAGACAUGACAUCUAACAUGAGUACGGAACCUGACAGAACUUUGAGAACAAAACUUCACCAGCUGGAAUGCCACUUCACCUGGGCUCUAUUAAAAGAUGAUAUAGAUCUAAAUGAUGUUAUCAACAGGCUGGAAGAACAGAUUAAAGAACAGAUUCUUGGAAAGAAAGAAGUACUUGCCCGAACUUACAGUGCUUUGGCAUAUAUCCAGUUCCUUCUGGGGUUUCACGAGGAGGCACAUAACAACCUCAUGAUAUCCGUGGAGCUCCACAUUGAAUGCCAUAGGGAUGAAUUUCAUAAGACUCUUAUUGUCACAUAUGGAAACAUUGCCUGGUUAAACUAUCACAUGAAAAACUACACAGAGUGUGAAAUUUACCUGAAGAAGCUCCAGAAGAUAAACGAAACAUUUUCAAAAGAGUUUUCAUCUGUUCCGGAGGUGCUUGGUGAGAAGGGAUGGACUUUUCUUAAAUUCUCACGCAAAUAUUACGACAGAGCCAAAGAAUGUUUCAGGAAGGCUUUAGAACUGGAACCAGAUGAAGGUGAAUGGAACGCUGGUUAUGCCAUUGCUCUGUAUCGUACUGAAUACGAGACUUUGGAGUCCAAUUCGGAGGAUUCGCCUACAAUCAUGCAACUGAGAAGGGCCAUUGACAAGAAUCCAGAUGAUGAUGUUCUCAAGGUCCUCUUAAGUUUGCGAUUGGUUGUUUACAAGAGGUACAGAGAAGCUGAAAGCUUGGUAGAGAUGGCUUUAGAAAGAUCUCCAGAUCACCCACAUGUCAUUCGAUAUAUUGGGAAAUUCUUCAGGAAUCAAGGGUCUGUGGACAGGUCAAUCACUCUGUUGAAGCGAGCUCUUGAACACUCACCCAAUUCAAGUUUCAUACACCAUCAGUUGGCUCUCUGCUAUAAGCAGAAGAAAAUCCAAAUUCAGCAAGAACAAAGUCACCAUUCCAAGGGGUCAAGAGUUCAACAGAUUCGUGAUCAGUGCAUCUACCAUUUAGAAAAGGCUACCAGCCUGAUGAUCUCCUUUAUUUCUGCAAUGAGCGAUCUAGCACUGAUGUACGGAGAGAACCACAACAUGUCUCGGGCUGAGGAGCUGUUUCUGGUCACAUUCAAAACAGCUGAAGAGAAAAAUGACAAUUUGCAUGUGGUCAAUUUUUAUUACGCUGAAUUCCAGCUUUACUGCCACAAAUGUGAGCCGUUAGCUAUCAAACACUACACAGAAUGUCUGAAGAUGAGCCCGAAAUCAGUCGAAGGGAAGAGAAGUGCCAAAAGUUUGAGGAAGAUCGCUGAGAAACGGAUUCGGAGAAACUCGCAGGAAGGGGAGGCUUAUGGGAUACUAGGGUUCCUUCAUAAGGAAAAUGGAGAGAAACGUCAAGCCAUUGAGUGUUAUGAGAAAGCUCUGAGUUAUGAAGACAACGAUGAGUUCCUCAGUAACCUUAGUGCACUCAGGCUGUCCUUACAGUAAAGUCAUCACAAAUUAUAUGAUUACACAAUUAUGCAAAAUGCAUUUGAGUGUGCUUCAUGUAUUGGCACUUUAUGAUAUUUAUGACUGUAUAAUGGAGAUAAAAAAUAUUGUCAGAAUAUAUAUAGUAGUCAACAUUUGAAGUGUAUCAAAAAAGUUAAUAAAAUUUGUCCUAAGAAAUAAGUUGUCCUAAGAAGGUUUUAGGACAACUUUGAUGAAAAGUUUUGAUCCACUUCAAAUGUUGACUACUGUAUAAUAUAUCUUUAUGCUUUAAAAUUAAACUAACAUAGGCCUAAUAUAUUGUAAAAUAUUUAACUGUAUGUCAAACUGUGAUACUUUAUCCAAAAGGCACUUUAUAAGAUUGAACCACGACAUGUCUCGGGCUGAGGAGCUGUUUCUGGUCACAUUCAAAACAGCUGAAGAGAAAAAUGACAAUUUGCAUGUGGUCAAUUUUUAUUAUGCUGAAUUCCAGCUAUACUGCCACAAAUGUGAGCCGUUAGCUAUCAAACACUACACAGAAUGUCUGAAGAUGAGCCCGAAAUCAGUCGAAGGGAAGAGAAGUGCCAGCAGUUUGAGGAAGAUCGCUGAGAAACGGAUUCGGAGAAACUCGCAGGAAGGGGAGGGGAUGCUAGGGUUCCUUCAUAAGGAAAAAGGAGAGAAAUGUCAAGCCAUUGAGUGCUAUGAGAAAGCUCUGAGUUAUGAAGACAAUGAUGAGUUCCUCAGUAACCUUAGUGCACUCAGGCUGUCCGUACAGUAAAGUCAUCACAAAUUAUAUGAUUACACAAUUAUGCAAUAUGCAUUUGAGUGUGCUUUAUGUAUUGGCAUUUUAUGACUAUUUAUGACUGUAUAAUAUUGUCAGAAUAUGUAUAAUAUAUUGUAUCUUUAUGCUUUAAGAUUAAACUAACAUAGGCCUAUAGUUGUAAAAUAUUUAACAGUAUGUCAAACUGUGAUACUUUAUCCAAAAGGCACUUUGUAAGAGUUUGAAAGUUGAAAUAAAAUCCAUGAUGUAUAUAA